Chinchilla lanigera (long-tailed chinchilla) is the source of this 6850-nucleotide messenger RNA. It is a transcript of the gene Gpr158, whose product is annotated as G protein-coupled receptor 158. The transcript has 11 exons. NCBI's taxonomy places the organism in Eukaryota, Metazoa, Chordata, Mammalia, Rodentia, Chinchillidae. Gene Ontology annotation, cellular component: membrane. The record is from RefSeq and is a predicted model, not a curated record. Gene Ontology annotation, biological process: G protein-coupled receptor signaling pathway. The coding region runs from base 277 to 3885 and encodes 1202 amino acids. Gene Ontology annotation, molecular function: G protein-coupled receptor activity.
GCGAUGUGACCGUUCGCGCUGGGCUGCGCCGCGCACCAUCCGAGCCGAGUGCGGCCAGCGUCGCCACAGGUGAUUCGCUCUCCCGUGCAGGCAGCCUAGCCCGCUGGACCCACUGCAAAACAUUCUUCGGUUAGUCCUUUCGGACCAGGUGGAUCUGGAGAAGGGGGAAGACCCCCGCCCCCCAGGAAAAGUCUCACUGUUGAUAAAACGACCACCAAAAUUUAAAAAGUGACUCCUCUCCUUACCUCCUCUUCUUCCGGGAGGCAGACGGGAGACAUGGCUUGCCCUUUCCUCCUCUGCCUCUUGCUCGCUCAGCUGGGAUUGGGAGCGGUCGGCGCCAGCCGCGAACCCCCGGGACGGCCGGAUCCCCAUCGGGAGAGGCCCCUGAGGGCCAAGCAGCACGCGCAGCAGGCGGCUCGAGCCUCCGCCCCGGACCCCUCGGCUCCCUGGAGCCGCUCCACCGACGGCACCAUCUUGGCGCAGAAGCUCGCCGAGGAGGUGCCCAUGGACGUGGCCUCUUACCUCUACACCGGGGACUCCCACCAGCUGAAGCGGGCCAACUGCUCCGGCCGCUACGAGUUGGCCGGCCUGCCGGGGAGGUCUCCAGCCCUGGCCAGCUCCCAUCCCUCCUUGCACGGAGCGCUGGACACGCUGACACACGCCACCAACUUCCUCAACAUGAUGCUGCAGAGCAAUAAGUCUCGGGAGCAGAACUUGCAGGACGACAUGGAGUGGUACCAGGCACUGGUGCGCAGCCUUCUGGAGGGGGAGCCCAGCAUCUCCCGGGCGGCCAUCACCUUCAGCACCGAGUCGCUGUCCGCGCCCGCCCCGCAGGUCUUCCUCCAGGCCACGCGCGAAGAGAGUCGCGUCCUGCUCCAGGACCUGUCCUCCUCCGCCCACCACCUGGCCAACUCCACGCUGGAGACCGAGUGGUUCCACGGCCUCCGGCGCAAGUGGAGGCCCCACUUACACCGCCGCGGCUCCCAUCAGGGGCCCCGGGGCCUGGGCCACAGCUGGCGGCGCAGGGACGGGCUCAGCGGGGACAAGAGUCAUGUCAAGUGGUCGCCACCGUAUCUGGAGUGCGAGAACGGGAGUUACAAGCCCGGGUGGCUGGUCACGCUUUCCGCUGCCUUCUAUGGGUUGCAGCCUAAUCUGGUCCCUGAAUUCAGGGGUGUCAUGAAAGUUGAUAUAAAUCUUCAGAAAGUGGACAUUGACCAAUGUUCAAGUGAUGGCUGGUUUUCAGGAACACACAAAUGCCACCUUAACAAUUCAGAGUGUAUGCCAAUUAAAGGCCUAGGAUUUGUACUUGGAGCCUAUGAGUGCAUUUGCAAAGCAGGAUUCUAUCACCCUCGAGUCUUAGUGAGCAACUUUCACAGAAUGGAUCCGGAUCAUCAGUCUUCAGGAAGUGGGAAAGGGGUGUCAGAGGAAACCCAUGUCUGCCUGCCCUGCAGAGAAGGUUGUCCCUAUUGUGCUGAUGACCGCCCAUGCUUUGUCCAAGAGGAUAAGUAUCUACGACUUGCUAUCAUCUCCUUCCAAGCCCUGUGUAUGCUGCUGGACUUCGUCAGCAUGCUGGUGGUCUACCACUUUCGCAAAGCAAAGAGCAUCAGAGCAUCAGGCCUUAUCCUGCUGGAAACAAUCCUUUUUGGGUCUCUGCUGCUGUACUUUCCUGUUGUUAUUUUGUACUUCGAGCCGAGUACAUUUCGCUGCAUCCUCCUGAGAUGGGUCCGUCUUCUCGGUUUUGCCACUGUGUACGGAACUGUCACUCUGAAGCUCCACAGGGUUUUGAAGGUGUUUCUUUCCCGAACAGCACAACGAAUUCCAUACAUGACUGGUGGCCGGGUCAUGAGGAUGCUAGCAGUCAUACUCCUGGUAGUGUUUUGGUUUCUCAUUGGCUGGACUUCAUCUGUGUGCCAGAAUUUGGAGAGGGAAAUUUCACUUAUUGGCCAGGGGCAAACAUCUGAUCACCUCAUCUUUAAUAUGUGCCUCAUUGACCGCUGGGAUUACAUGGCAGCAGUUGCUGAAUUUUUAUUCCUCUUGUGGGGUGUUUAUCUCUGCUAUGCAGUGCGGACAGUCCCGUCAGCCUUUCAUGAGCCCCGCUACAUGGCCGUGGCUGUCCACAAUGAGCUCAUUAUCUCUGCUAUAUUCCAUACAAUUAGAUUUGUUCUUGCUGCAAGACUUCAGUCUGACUGGAUGUUGAUGCUCUAUUUUGCACACACUCAUUUGACUGUGACAGUCACCACUGGGCUGCUUUUGAUUCCAAAGUUUUCACAUUCAAGCAAUAAUCCACGGGAUGAUAUUGCUACAGAGGCUUAUGAGGAUGAGCUAGAUAUGGGCCGGUCUGGAUCCUAUCUGAACAGCAGUAUCAAUUCAGCCUGGAGUGAGCACAGUUUGGAUCCAGAAGACAUUCGGGAUGAGCUGAAGAAACUUUAUGCCCAAUUAGAAAUAUAUAAAAGGAAGAAGAUGAUCACAAAUAAUCCCCACCUCCAGAAAAAGCGGUGCUCAAAGAAGGGCUUAGGCCGUUCCAUCAUGAGGCGCAUCACUGAGAUCCCAGAGACUGUCAGCAGGCAGUGCUCCAAAGAGGACAAAGACCUUGCAGACCAUAGCACAACCAAAAGCACAGCCCUCAUCAGGAAGAACCCCCCAGAGUCUUCAGGAAACACCGGGAGACCCAAGGAAGAGUCCCUAAAAAAUCGAGUCUUUUCACUCAAGAAAUCCCACAGCACUUAUGACCACGUGAGAGAUCAAACCGAAGAGUCCAGUAGCCUACCAACAGAAAGCCAGGAGGAGGAGGCUACUGAAAAUUCCACACUGGAAUCCCUUUCAAGUAAAAAACUGGUGCAAAAGCUUAAAGAGGACAGCGAGGCCGAGUCCACGGAGUCCGUGCCUUUGGUGUGUAAGUCAGCAAGCGCUCACAACCUCAGCUCUGAGAAGAAACCCGGGCACCCACGAACCUCUAUGUUACAAAAGUCUCUGAGUGUCAUAGCAAGCGCCAAGGAGAAGACUCUUGGGUUAGCUGGGAAAACCCAAGCUGCCAGUGCAGAAGAGCGUGCUAAACCCCAGAGAGCUCUGCUGAAAGAUAGAGAGCCCAACAGGAAGCGCUCGAAUUCAGACAACACAGAGACAAAAGAUUAUGCACCACAAAACUCCAAUCCUGUGGAGGAGCCAAGGAAGCCUCAGAAAUCUGGGAUUAUGAAGCAACAAAGGGUCAACCCUGCCACUGCCAACACUGACCUGAGCCCAGGCACCACCCGGAUGAAGGACAACUUUGAUAUUGGGGAAGUGUGCCCUUGGGAGAUGUAUGACCUGACGCCUGGUCCUGUGCCUUCAGAAUCAAAAUCUCAAAAACACGUAUCUAUUGCAGCUUCUGAAAUGGAGAAAAACCCAACGUUUUCCUUAAAGGAGAAAUCUCACCACAAGCCUAAGGCAGCUGAAGGAUGUCAGCAGUCCAAUCAGAAGGGCAUAGAUAAGGCUGAAGUCUGCCCUUGGGAGAACCAAGGUCAGUCCCUAUUUGAAGAUGAGAAGCAUUUGGUUUUGAAAACUCCAGUCCUCCCAGGGAGAGCCAAAGACGAGAAUGCAGGUCCACAUUAUACAGCUAAUAUGAGUACUGGGCAAUAUGAAGAACUACCCCCCAAAAUCGUAGCAUCAAAAGUAGAGAAUGAAAAUCUCAACCCAAUGGGAGACCAGGAAUCAAAGACAUUACCUUCUGUGGAAAAUGUUCCUGGCUCCUACAGCUCUAGUAAUAAUUUCCAACAACCUUUAAUAUCACGUGCUGAGGUGUGUCCUUGGGAGUUUGAGACCCCAGAACAACCAAAUGCUGAAAGAAGUGUAGCUUUACCUGUCUCUUCUGCUUUAAAUGCAAAUAAGACAGCAGGGCCUCAGAAAUAAGAGGUCUGGGACACCUUUAGAGAAUAGUAUCCCCAGGAAGAAAAAAGAAGGAAAUGCCAAAUUCAAAAUACAACAGGAAAUCUAAAAAUCAAAAGCUCCCCAAGGUAUUUCAUCAUUUAAGUGAGGUCUGACAGUGAAGAAAGGUUGAAGUCAUGGUCUGGAGAGGGCCAGAAUGCAUGUGAAUGCUAUCACAGUGCAGAAGUCAGACUUCGGCCAAGAAAGUCACACCCCAGGCAGCACAGGGAAAAUAUUCCGAUUCUGCGUGUUUAAGGGGAAUCACCCUCAAUGUUUGCCUCUGAUCGAUUUUUAUCCAUGGGGCUUUGAAGAUCCAAAGAAACACAAGCCAGGAGACACAAAAGACAUGAUGUUUUACAAAGAAGAAAGAGGGAUAGGUAUACAUGACUGAAGUUCCAAGUCCCUGACUGAAAAGAACUUACUUUACCUAUUUAACCUUGACAGCACUAAUUUAAUGCAUCCUCAAAAGUAUCUUUUUUAUUAAUGGUAGCCCUCACUUUCUUAUGUUCCAGUGUACUAUUGUGUCUCAUAUCCAAGCAUUCCAGAUUGUAUAAUUUUUGCAAAUAACUUUGAUAUCAUGUGACACAACUCAUUUAUGCAAUCUGUAGCUACUCGAUUGUUUUUGCAACUUACAGAAAACCUGCUAUCUAUCAACUUCAGUUGGUCCUUGAAGUAUAGUAAGCUUUCUCUGGCUUAGGAAGCCAUCACUGUUAUGAUAAAAAACUUUUAGUUUGGGCUGUGGUUUAUAUAUUGUGAAUUUGAAUUUGACCCAUCAUUUCACACCAUAGUUUGUUAUACUGUCUUAAUUAGGGUUUUUAUACCAGUUGAGUUUCUUGUUUUGCACUUCUUGUUAGGACUCAGAGGCUUUAUUACUACUGGAGAUUAAGUGGUCCUACUUAGUCAUGUGUCUCAAUAAGUUAAGGACAACUUAUCCAUUGUUUGUUCAAAGUAAAAGAUAGAUCAUUCCAAUCGUCCCUUUGAACUCUUUCAGUAUUUCAUACUUAGCAGCAUUUCCUAAGGAAAAAGCUAAGAGUGAGAAAAAUAUACUGUACAUUACCAUUGGAAGGGGAAGACUCUAGGAAUGACAGAAUUAUAGCACUACUACAGAUCCAGAAAAUUUGCCUUUCAAAAUGAAGACAGAAAGGUAGCUCCUAAUAGCACUUUCAAGGGAUUAUUUUUUUAAAAGAGAAAAAAAUAAUGAUAGCAUCAAGAUCAUUGUAUGGAUAUAUUUUUAUUAUGUAUACUGAAAAUAUGAUAUUUUAAAUUACCUUAAGCUAUUUAUUCUCAUAAACUUUUAUUCAUUGCUUCAACUAGAGGUAGAGUUUGCUGGGCUCAAAUCCCAAAGAGGUUUUAUAACCUAAUUUACUGAAAGCCUAUAAGGUGGCGUGGGUUCUUCAUUCUCCCAAGCACUGGAAAACUUAUAAGUCUUGCAAAAUGUUAUUGCAAGCCACUUUACUCAAAAUGUAAAGGGAAAGAUUUAUUUGCAAGGCAAAAUAGCCCUCGAAGCAUAUCUCAUAAAACUUAUUGCAUUCCACGCUGAUCUCUUGGCAUGAAAAUCCUAAACUGCUGACCUAGCCCUACUGGUGUGAUCAUGCAGUGAGAUUUCUAACCUAAGUCUCAUUUUAUUUAAAGAUGUACUGCUUUAAAAGAUAGAGCCCAGACUUCCAUUUUUCUCACUCUCAAUACUGCAGUAUCAAUUGCCUAUUUUUCCAGGGCAUUUCCAGCCUAAAUAACUGUUCUUUUGUUUCAUGAGCAGUGAGGAGAACAUGCUAGGAUGGUUAAAGAUGGACAAAAGGAGUCAGAAUGUGGAUACGAGGCUAUUCUUAGAGAAUAUUAUUCCCAGUCAAAGGUAAAAACAAAAUUCUGCAUAUCCAUCAUCCAACAGUUUUCUCAGUGAUUUUUCUUCAGGAGUAAGCGAACACUUCGCCAUUUUGCAAAGCUGUGUAUAAAUCUUCCUCACCCAUUUGCUUGCCCUAUGCAUUUCUCAGGUUGGUGGGGUAGGUUUGAAAAGCUAUAGAAAUUCUAUUUACAAGUGUUGCCUUCAUUUCUUUCUGCCAUCCCUUCCUUUACAGUCGAGGCCUAUCCACUUGGUGACCUUAGAAUACUACUUUAGGUAUAUUUGUGAAUUUAGUUUAGAGUUCCUAGAUCCACACACUUGUUUCACUUAUGUCUGAGAGCUGUUAGCACUUGAUUCACUUUUCAGAAUUCAACAGUCAAGCAUCAGUGAAUUUUAUUGCACUUCAGGAUGAUCCUGAUAGGGAUGUGACUUAUAGAAGAAUUGCCAAAUUAUACCUUAGCAACAUUCUACAGUCCAUAGAUUAUUCUCCACCAGCAUAAAUCGGUGAGAAUGACUAGGGUCUUUCCUAGAGUUUCAUUGCCAGUACUUAUCACCAAGAGAAGUCAGAAUGUACAAUUCUGGAGGUUAUUAUCCCAAGCUGAUAACAAGAAAGUAACUAAACACUAUUAAGGUCUUGCAAACAUUUGCUAGGUUGUCCUUCCCAAUGCAUGUGCAGGCUGCAUCCUGUCCUUGUUUUUGAGCCAGGGUUUAUAAAUAGGUAGAUUUAUAUCCAUCUUAAUAGAACUGUAUAUUUUAUGCAAGAAUUAAAUGCUUUAUGAUAUGAAUCCUAACUCAACCCAUUGUAAACUUCGGUGGCAAUACGGAUUUGAAACUUGACAGUUCUCUUGUAUUUGCUUCCUAGGUUUCUGCAUGCAAGUGAUGACAGGUAGGACUGAGUAAACACUGCCUUUUGACUUCUAGCAUUUAGCAACCGAGAGUUGUAGAGUCAACAAAGCUGUAAGUCUCUUCACUUAACCUGUGGUUCUUCUGAAACUAUUAUCUGAAACCUACAGCAUCCCACCAUGAAAUAUUUGGUAAAUUUCUGUUGUGACGUGUGGCAGCAUGUAAAUAAUUGUAACUUCUCUGCAAUAAAACAUAUUUAUAUGAAAGUGA